AAACAAACAAAACCCAAAUCUCAAUUAUUCUUAAAACCAAAAAAAAAAAAACCAAUUUGUAAGACAUGAAGUUUACAACAUUGACACUGCUCGUGCUGGUGACAGUAAUCCAAUUGUCUCCAACUUUGAUCAGAGCCACAAUGGUUGAAGGUCCGACCGGAGAUGUGACAUGCAAUCCAAUGGAUGUUAUUGUACCAUGUUUGCUACCGUUGACCAACUCUAAAAUUCUACCGACUCCACAUUGCUGUCAAGUAAUGGUAGAACACCAAACGUGUUUGUGUCAAUUCAUAAAAGGCGUGUGGUACGUACAAGCACUUUUUAAUUCUCCAAAUGGUCAAAAAACUUGCAAAGCUUGUAAUAUUCCUUUUCCUACUUGUUGAUCCUCAGGAUAUUUGUAAAAUUAUUAUUAUUUUUUUAAUAAUUAAUGACUGAGUUUAUUA
Arabidopsis thaliana (thale cress) is the source of this 440-nucleotide messenger RNA. RefSeq names its product Bifunctional inhibitor/lipid-transfer protein/seed storage 2S albumin superfamily protein. The coding region runs from base 66 to 380 and encodes 104 amino acids. Gene Ontology annotation, biological process: lipid transport. Lineage: Eukaryota; Viridiplantae; Streptophyta; Magnoliopsida; Brassicales; Brassicaceae. The transcript has a single exon. The record is from RefSeq and is marked reviewed.